Molecule: messenger RNA, 480 nt
Organism: Pediculus humanus corporis (human body louse)
Lineage: Eukaryota; Metazoa; Arthropoda; Insecta; Psocodea; Pediculidae
Product: faint sausage, putative
Exons: 3
Coding region: 1-480 (159 amino acids)
Source: RefSeq, a predicted model, not a curated record
AUGGCGUCCGUUUCCGAUCGACCUAAAAAUCCUUAUUUGGUAAUUGAUGGAAGACGUUUGGAUCCCGGAAACAUAUUCAUACCGGUUAAAGAAAACACGGAAUUAAGCGUCGCAUGCGUCGUUGAGGGUGGUAAUCCGCCCCCUACGAUUAAAUGGUCGCUGCUUUUAUCAUCGAACGUGGAAAAUUCCAUGAUGGGAGAAGAAACGAACGUUCCGGUAGAUCUAACCAACGUAACUGAAAACGUGCCAAACGAAAAAUCUGGCACGACAAAAAAAAUAUUUUCACAUUCUCACACCAGGAGCGAAGUCCGGUUAGAAAAUGUCAUGAGAGGACAUCAUAAUGCUACGGUUAUGUGUUUUGCACAUCACGUCACGUUGCCUUCUGCCUUAAAUGCGUCACUGCUUUUGGACGUUCAAUCGAGGGAUUCCAUCAUGGAUCCCGACGGGGAUCCCAUCGGGGAUCUCUCGUUGCUCGAGUGA